CACUCACCAUAGCUGAAAACACAGGGCUUCACAUUUGGCAAUAACACAUAUGAUGAUUUAAAAACAGUUACAAGCAGCAUCCAAGUAGGUCAUCAGACAAGAAUAUCUUAAUCCUUGAAAGCACAGUCUCAUCCGCACAUCUCAGCUACAGCAUAACAUCAUGCAGCACAGCUCCAUGGCUGGCAACUGGAAGCACAGCAAGGGUAUGCACCCUGCCACGCGCAUUCCUUGCGCAAUCCCGAUGGUACCUUUCUGCCAGCAUCACCAUGUAUACUUUCAGAGCAAUUUCCCUCUUGAGCACGCUGCUCCUGGUCGGGCUUAGUGGCGCGUCCACAACCACGGUUGGAAUUGAAACAGAAGAAGGGAGUCGGUCGGUCCAGGUGCCGUUGAACGAGUGUCACCAAAUGGGAGAAUUUGAGGUGUAUGGGGUUUUCAUCUCGCGAACAUGCCGUCUCUUCACUGGAGUAGGCUGCACAGGACGCACCACGCUGCUGCAACCCGGCCAGCACUCUUCCUCCGAGGCAGUCUACAUCGACAGCCUGUUUUGCUAUCCGUGAGCGAACCAUGUAUUAGGGUGUAAUCCUUUUUGUCGAAUGAGUCUGUCACUGCCACUGUAACAUACCCCGAGGAAUUCAUCGGAUCCGAGUGCUCGUUAGUGGAAUGCUGAUCGUCAACUCAAUCGAUCUUGGCUGCCAGAAAUCAUCAUUCGUAGUUACAUCUACUUGAUUUGUGCAGCUGUAAACAAGAGAGCCAAGAUGUGGCGCGGACCAAGCCUGCAAACUAUAUGUCCAUGUUGGUGCCUAACAAUAUCUCAUCGAGGGAUAUUCAUACUCAGCAGAGGUUGUGGCGGUCCACAACGUAGUACUAUUUACAGAUGGAAUGAGACAUGUAUAAAGCCCAGUCCUCCUACUUCCCAUCUACUCCUACCACGAAGCAAUACCAGAACAAUGCAUUGGACCAGUUUUCUUCUGCCAGCACUGGCAGCCGCAGGCACAAUACAGCAAUGCA
Messenger RNA from Aspergillus sclerotioniger CBS 115572, 1008 nucleotides. RefSeq lists its product as uncharacterized. Lineage: Eukaryota; Fungi; Ascomycota; Eurotiomycetes; Eurotiales; Aspergillaceae. The transcript has 5 exons. The coding region runs from base 267 to 557 and encodes 96 amino acids. The record is from RefSeq and is a predicted model, not a curated record.